Messenger RNA from Engraulis encrasicolus (European anchovy), 845 nucleotides. RefSeq names its product secretory calcium-binding phosphoprotein 9 (gene scpp9). Lineage: Eukaryota; Metazoa; Chordata; Actinopteri; Clupeiformes; Engraulidae. The record is from RefSeq and is a predicted model, not a curated record. The transcript is spliced from 8 exons. The coding region runs from base 1 to 633 and encodes 210 amino acids.
AUGAAACUCCUGGUGUUUCUCGCUGCAGCUGUGGCUAUUAUUAAUGUCACCUCGGGAAAGAAGCUACGGCUGAUCACUGGCCUGAAUGGUAACGUGGUUGGUGUAGCUGGUGGGAACCCGGGCUUGGUAGUUGGGGGUGUAAAUCCCUUCCUGACCGGGGGCCAGGCUUUCAUUGGGCAGCCUCAGCUGCAGGUGUUUCCUGGUGUAGGUGUACCUCAGUUUGCCAUGCAGCCUGGUAUGGUUCCCGCCUCCCCAUUCGGGUUCCCUAAUGCCGCUCCCCAGUUCCCUCAGCAACAGUUCCCUCAGCAACAGUUCCCUCAGCAACAGCCACCGCAGCAGCAGCAGCAGCAGCCACAGCAGCCACAGCAGCCAUUUCCCUUCUCACCUGCCAAUGGGGGCCUGCCCUAUUAUGGUUUCCCCCAAGCCCAGCCUGGACUGUUUCCUCCCCAACAGCAAGUUGCGGGUGUCAACCCUGAGACACAGCAGCAGAGCCCGCCUCAGACACCUGUGAGGAGAUUCAGGAGGAUGAUCAGAAGACUUCAAAGAAUCAAUAUUGCCCCGGCUCAUGAGAACUGUGCCAGCGCUGCUCCCCACACUACUGCAAGUCCCACAUCUGAGGCCCCUUCUGUUUAAAACAGACCCAGCAUGAAGCAAAGAACGAUCAACAAUAUGUUACACAUGUAACACAUAUGUUUCUCUGUAGAUGCUGAUUAAUAGCCAUCAUGUACAUGUACAAGUGUGUGGUCAUGAGACCAGUGUCCAUGAUGAGCAGUCUUUGUUUAUAGGUGUGCUCAACAUGAUGUAAAACAUGUUCUUGUAACUGUAGUCUUUUUUAUAGAGCUGAA